Molecule: messenger RNA, 1378 nt
Organism: Cyphomyrmex costatus
Lineage: Eukaryota; Metazoa; Arthropoda; Insecta; Hymenoptera; Formicidae
Gene: Calr
Product: calreticulin
Exons: 8
Coding region: 68-1279 (403 amino acids)
Biological process (GO): protein folding; ERAD pathway
Cellular component (GO): endoplasmic reticulum membrane; endoplasmic reticulum
Molecular function (GO): calcium ion binding
Source: RefSeq, a predicted model, not a curated record
CGCGGUGGCAGGUGCGUUUUUCGUCGUCGAUUUCCUCGGACUCACGUCGUCCUGUCGGCGUCCGAAAAUGCGUGCCUCCUGUGCGUUCGUCGUACUCUUGGCGUUUGCCGUGGCCACGGCGGAGGUGUAUCUCGACGAGAAGUUCAACGAUGAUUCCUGGGAAAAUAAUUGGGUUUAUUCCGAGCAUCCUGGUAAGGAAUUCGGAAAGUUUGUUUUAAGUUACGGAAAGUUCUGGAACGAUCAAGAAAAUGAUAAAGGUAUCCAGACGUCACAAGACGCAAGGUUUUACGCUCUCAGUAGGAAGUUUACUCCAUUUAGUAAUAAAGAUAAGACCCUUGUUAUUCAAUUUACUGUAAAGCAUGAACAGAACAUUGAUUGCGGAGGUGGAUAUGUUAAAGUAUUUGACUGUUCUCUUGAUCAGAAAGAUAUGCAUGGUGAAAGUCCUUAUCAGAUUAUGUUUGGACCGGAUAUCUGUGGACCUGGAACCAAAAAGGUUCAUGUAAUCUUUAGCUACAAAGGAAAGAAUCUUCUAAUCAACAAAGAUAUCCGUUGCAAGGAUGAUAUUUACACGCAUUUGUAUACUCUGGUUGUCAAACCUGAUAACACCUACCAGGUACUUAUUGAUAACGAAGAAGUUGAAACUGGCGAAUUAGAGGCAGAUUGGAGUUUCCUCCCUCCGAAAAAUAUUAAGGAUCCAUCUCAAACCAAGCCCGCUGACUGGGAUGACAAACCCAGCAUCGAUGAUCCCAAUGAUAAGAAGCCUGAAGAUUGGGAUAAGCCCGAGCACAUUCCUGAUCCCGAAGCAACUAAACCAGAAGAUUGGGAUGAUGAAAUGGACGGCGAAUGGGAAGCGCCCAUGAUUGACAAUCCUGAUUAUAAGGGUGAAUGGAAACCGAAACAAAUCGAGAAUCCCAACUAUAAAGGACCAUGGAUCCAUCCUGAGAUUGAUAACCCCGAAUACACGCCCGACCCCGAAUUGUACAAGCGCGAUGAGAUCUGCGCUAUUGGUUUUGAUUUGUGGCAAGUUAAAUCCGGUACCGUUUUCGAUAACGUUUUGAUCACCGAUGAUCUGGAGGUCGCGCGUAAAUUUGGCGAAGAUGUCUGGAAAAGCACUUUUGAAGGUGAAAAGAAGAUGAAGGAUACGCAGGAUGAGGAGGAAAGGAAACGGAGAGAUUUAGAGGCCAAGGAAAACGAAGAUAACAAGGAUGAUGAGGACGAUGAAGAUGCAGAUGAGGAAGAGCACACUCAUUCAGAUAACGAAUCGCAUGACGAAUUGUAAAUAAAUGUGUCGCGUAUGGACACAAACACAGACUGUAUUCCAGGAGCUACGUGGUCGCGACACGCACUAAAUUCUCCCACAGGCACAAAAUUGUAAUCU